AUGAUCAAGAAUAACCCGAAGCACGGGGCUAUUUCUGCAGAGCGCCACGGCAUACCGAAAUUCGCCGUUGUGGAAGUGUCUAUUGCACGCUUCACAAAUGACGGACCGAAGUCUUUCUGGAAACACAUUUUGUCUGGUACAAUAUUCAAAACCUGGAUACGAGCUACAAUAGCUGUCCUACUUCUCUUUGUGGUGGCGGCUAAGUUCACCUCUACCCUUGUUGUCACAGAUCUCCGAGAGUCACGGGCCGGCUCGUUCGACCAAAGUGUGAGCUUUAGGUUUACCUACGAGUCCCUUAAAACAUCAGUUUCUACACCCUUGCCUCUCAUAGGGUCUGCUUACGACUACUGGGUCAACAAACCUUCAUCGUCCGAGAUAUUUGCGGAGUAUUGGAAACCUGGCAAGUCCGGGGAGGACAUCGACGAUACGGGACCGACCGUCAUAGCCCUCCUCCCAAUACCCCUUCAAUCUGAGAGGGAAAUCCUCAAGUCCUUCAAAGGUAUGGCUCGAGUUAUCGACACCCGUGUCUAUUCCACCGGCUUCAGAUGCCCAAUCCUCGAUGCCCCGGAUUACUUCCCUGGGCAGCAGAAAUGGAUCCUCAGCAGCGUCACAGGCGGUGUUGCCCUCACUCCGCGAUUGACCAAUGCUCCCUUUUUUGAAGACUCGGAUUUGAUCCGUGGAAAUGCCUGGCUGUUGAUCGAUACCGGGUCAAUGCACGAGUCGGAAUCUGUCUCUCCGGAACGGUGGACAUCUAAUUCUACGUGGGAUCGCCUGAAUUCAGCUGGGUCUGGUCCCUGGCUGCGGCAAUGGAGUCGGGCUACAGCCGCGGACGGGAAGACAGAAACAGACUACCAGUUGCAGAUGACACUGUGUUAUAGCAACCGUGGAGCUUCCGACAUCGAGCACCUCAAUAUCACGGCAUCCACUACUUCCGACCAUACUGAACCGGUCUUUCGAUACGAUGCGAACACCAAUCAAUACGACACAUCUGAGGUUCGGAACCAGCUUGGUGCUGCCGGUCGCAAAGGAGAGCGAAACAAUACCGAGCGAGCGAUACUCACCAUUUCGGAACACGACAUGAACGCAUCUCUUGCAGCGAUACAGGGGAAGGCUCUCAUACCCCCCUACAUCAACAAUUUAACGGGAGACUGGCUACAGAAGUUCUUGACCCUUCCAGGAGGCAAGGAUCUAGAACUUUGCCCGUUGUGCAGUCCAGAUCUCAUCCUAUUUCAGAUUGCCGAUUCUCUUGUCUCUCAGCUCUUUACUGACGUCUUUAACAUUAUCGACUCUCCGGCGCUUGCAAUACAAGCAUUCAACACGCCCCUCUAUAGACUCACAUACUAUGGUCACAUUUCUGCGUUUGCACUGGCGACUGAUAACACAACCAUUACCCGAAUUCGACCGUGUUCGGGCACCAGAGAAACGAUGGGGGCUGAUAGCAGUGCUGAUCAUCAUCGGUGGCAACUUGCUUCUCUUUCUCAUUAUUACCGUAAUAUUCCUGGAAGCAACUAG
Fusarium vanettenii 77-13-4 is the source of this 1512-nucleotide messenger RNA. RefSeq lists its product as uncharacterized. The coding region runs from base 1 to 1512 and encodes 503 amino acids. The transcript is spliced from 4 exons. Lineage: Eukaryota; Fungi; Ascomycota; Sordariomycetes; Hypocreales; Nectriaceae. The record is from RefSeq and is a predicted model, not a curated record.